CCGGUAAAAGUGAAAGAAAAACAAACGAACCUGUAACUCUACGUUUUGCACGGGGAAGUGAUUUUUGUGAAGUUUUGUGUCGGCAUAACAUUCCGUUGGUAAAAGUUUAGUGCUAAUUUAGAAUAUGGACCGAAAAGAAACACGAGUUCAUUUCCGCAAGACGUUCUGUCUCUCCAUCGCCUAACGCCAUGAGGUUAUUGGAGGUUAUGAUGGCCUGCUGCACUCCUUUCUCUCUCUCUUUGUUCAACUUGUUGUUCCCUUCUGCAUCACUCUUCCUAAGUUGCUUGAGCCGUGGACCCUCUUCAAAGAAGCGAUGCAGGGCUAGUUGCCGUGUCUUGCCGAGGGGUGGUGGAUGGACACUCCCACCUGACCGCGACUAAAACUGCCACCGGGCGCCGCCGGGGGUGAGGGGUCGGCCCCCGCACAGAGCAGAUUAAAUGGCACGAUGGUGGGCGCGGGGGCGGGCGUGCGGCCCUGGGUCCUCGUCCUGGCCGCCCUCAUGGCUGCCCUGGCCGUCUCCUCGACCGCCUGGCACUCGGACAGAAAGCCGCGGCUGUAUGGCGAUCGGAUCUCGAAGCAGCACCUGACGCCGAUCCACAAGCACGUCCAGGAGAAGAUCGUCCUGUACCACAACUUUUUUCGCGCCAACGUCGAGCCGUCGGCGAAGGACAUGCUCCUCAUGAAGUGGCACGGUGAGUCUGCCCGGGCAGCGCAGCGCUGGGCCGAGGACUGCCGCUUCCUGCAGCACGACAACAUCACGGGCCGCUGGAUCGACAAGUUCGGCUCCUGCGGCCAGAACAUCUUCGUCUCCACCCACCAGGUGCCCUGGUUCUUCGCCGUGGAGACAUGGAACCUGGAGAAGCGCAACUUCACCUACGGCGCGGCCACCAACAACCUGACGCUGGUGGGCCACUACACGCAGCUGGUGUGGUCCUCCUCGCACGCCGUCGGCUGCGGCUUCCACAAGUGCCCCCGCGGCGGCAACAGGGGCAAGCCCUACUACGCCUACGUCUGCAACUACUGCCCGAUGGGCAACCACAUGCACCGGCUGGGCCGUCCCUACGAGAGCGGCGACCGCUGCGGGGCGUGCCCCAAGCGCUGCCACAAGGGCCUGUGCACCAACGCGUGCCCGGCGGCCGACCUGUGGGCCAACUGCAAGGAGCUGUACGCGUCGUGGCCGCACUGGCUGUGCCGGACCGGCACGCCGCAGGGCCGGCAGCGGCUCGAGCACUGCAGGGCCACCUGCCGCUGCCGGAACCGCAUCACCUAA
Molecule: messenger RNA, 1270 nt
Organism: Frankliniella occidentalis (western flower thrips)
Lineage: Eukaryota; Metazoa; Arthropoda; Insecta; Thysanoptera; Thripidae
Product: serotriflin-like
Exons: 7
Coding region: 446-1270 (274 amino acids)
Cellular component (GO): extracellular region
Source: RefSeq, a predicted model, not a curated record